Molecule: messenger RNA, 1603 nt
Organism: Centropristis striata (black sea bass)
Lineage: Eukaryota; Metazoa; Chordata; Actinopteri; Perciformes; Serranidae
Gene: rps27.2
Product: ribosomal protein S27, isoform 2
Exons: 4
Coding region: 140-394 (84 amino acids)
Biological process (GO): ribosomal small subunit assembly; translation
Cellular component (GO): ribosome; cytosolic small ribosomal subunit
Molecular function (GO): RNA binding; structural constituent of ribosome
Source: RefSeq, a predicted model, not a curated record
AAACAAAAACAACAAAAGUAAAAAAACGUUUUUUAUAAGAAAAUAAUUCUUCUUCCUCCGGGUCUUUUACCCGUCAGCCAAAGGUUUCCGGUGCGUCGUCACUGAGAUUUUCCGGUCAGAGUCUCAACCACACGCAGACAUGCCUCUCGCAAAGGAUCUGUUGCACCCGAGCCCCGAGGAGGAAAAGAGGAGACACAAGAAAAAACGUCUCGUUCAGAGUCCUAAUUCCUAUUUCAUGGAUGUCAAAUGUCCAGGUUGUUACAAGAUCACCACAGUGUUCAGUCAUGCUCAGACUGUAGUGCUGUGUGUCGGCUGUUCCACAGUCCUGUGUCAGCCUACAGGAGGGAAAGCUCGCCUUACAGAAGGAUGCUCAUUCAGGAGGAAACAGCACUAGUUUGACCAGCUGUGGUUGGACACAGUUGAAGAGGAGAACGAACAGCGCUUGAUGGACAUCAAGUAACACUGCCAUGGAGCUGAUGCAGCAAUGAGGAAAUGGAGAGCGGGAAUACACAUCAUGUAAUAUAAGAAGUCUCUCAAUGGAAUAUGCACAGAGACAUGCUUGGCAUUGUUGAGACCCCACCAACACCACAUAUCCAUUAAUUCCUCUCAUAAUAAACUUAGGUUGUUUUUGGUAAAAUAAUCCUGCAUGUUUGUCAUCCAGUUUGUUCUUUUUAACCUUGUGAAGGUUCUUACAUGCAAUUUUGUCUUGUAAAAGACUCUUGUCAGCUCAGGACACCUUUAAAAUGUGGUGUUAAAGAUCAGGGCAUUUAGGGACUGUGGCACUUGGUUUCCUCCAGGUGCACAGAUUUGUGGAAUCACCUGUUUUUUUUUUGUGAAUGAUUUGCAUUACACCCUCAACGAUGAAGCACAAACAUUGUAUAACAGUUGAUCGACACUAAAGAUUUAUGCAAAUGUCCUUUUAACACGAGGAAAGGAGAUUCACUGUGGCUGAAAUUGCAAAUUACAUCCAAGAGCCUGUUAACUACAGUUUCACUAUGUUAAGGCUGCACUCUGCAGUAUUAAAUGUUGAUUGAUGCAUGUUAGAGCUGGUAAUAAAUCCAGACACUAAAUGCAUACAUACAUGCCAAGUUAAUGCCAUAGUGAGGUCAACACUUUAUUUAAAAAGGUAGACGAUGACGUCAUCAGUGCCUGCUCUAAAGCCAGUGUUGUUGGACCAAGCCCCACUCGCUCUGGACGAGGGUUAAUUCAGGGAAAGUCGUUGCUGGGUCCAUUUCUGUUUCCUGAUGCUUGUAAAACACAAAUGCAGCAAUGUGACACUAAAUGUCAUUAUCAUGAAUGAUUAUGGUUGUGAAUUUACAUGUGUUUGCAAGCUUCCUGUGAAAAUGAUGUGAAAUUAAUUCUUGUGAAGUUGCAAAAACAAUCACACUAGCCUGGUUGGAGGCAACUCUACUAAAAUCAUUUGUGUCUUACAGCUUUAGUUCAGGCUUGUUGUUGCACAGACUGACUAGACUGAGAUGUACACAGAAUAAGAAGAUAAUUUAACAGAGAAGGUGAAUGUUAACUUUCUUGUUGCUAUGGUGACAUUUUUUUAAUGUCUUGCUUGUAUAUUGGACACGGCUUACAAAUAAAAUAAUGAUUCUAA